Lasiosphaeria miniovina is the source of this 600-nucleotide messenger RNA. RefSeq lists its product as uncharacterized. The coding region runs from base 199 to 420 and encodes 73 amino acids. The transcript has a single exon. NCBI's taxonomy places the organism in Eukaryota, Fungi, Ascomycota, Sordariomycetes, Sordariales, Lasiosphaeriaceae. The record is from RefSeq and is a predicted model, not a curated record.
CAUCACCAGUCAGAGAUUCGCUGCACCGUACAUCAUCAAGCUCUCUCUUUGCCAUCUGGACCUCGCCCUUUUCAAUCGCGCCUAGAUUCGAUUGACCUGGCUAGUCACCACUAUCAAAAGAGACGGAUCUUCCACACCACGUCAUUCCCGUCUACGCCGCAGCGCAAGGCUACUGCCGAGUUGCUGCUCGUAUCGCCCAUGACCGUCAGCGGCCCAGCCGUCUCCUCUUCGAGAAAGCGCCGAAUCACGCCGACAGCCGAAACAAUAUCCCCGAAGAAAAUCGCAGUCAUCACCAGUCCUGGCGUCGUAAGCCCUCUGAUCAACAGUAUCGACCCGUCAAACUUUCCGAAUUCACCCGGAUUCCUUCAUCUGGUCGAGCUGGCUCAUAAGUUAGGUGGGGGAGUAAGCGAACGCCACUGAUCCAGAACAUUCUAGAUAAGCGAGGAACACAACCAACCCUCUUAUAUAAAAAGCCCAUAACUCAACCAAUUCUUUUCCAAUUCUCUUCAUCUUCAAUUCGUUUUAUUCUUCUCUUGACAAUGGUUUCAUAUACAGAAGAAGACCUCCGCAAGGCUUGCGAGGAAGCCGUCAGAACACAUC